CCGGAACCAUCGCUGUGUAACUGUGUUCAUACCGGAGUGUUUCCGGCGGCGCACCAGCUUCCGGUUUGUCUCCGCUGGCGCUAGUUUUCCGUUGUGUUCGCUAGAGAGUCUGCACGACGCUAAUUCAUCAAAACACACACUCUUCCAGCAUGCACAGAUAAGACUGUGCGCUCCUGCCCCGCGACCAGCUGCUCUCAUCAUGGCGGUCCCGAUGGAGAGCCAGCUGCAGAGUAUUUUUGAGGAAGUAGUGAAAACUGAGGUGAUUGAAGAGGCGUUUGCUGGCAUGUUUAUGGACAGUCCGGAGGAUGAGAGGACCAAACUGGUGAGCUGUUUAGGAGCGUUUAGGCAGUACUGGAGCACUCUUCCUCAGGAGUCACAUGAUCAGUGCGUGCAGUGGAUCGUCCGCUUCAUUCACAGUCAGCACAGCCCCAAACGCAUCGCCUUCCUCUAUGACUGUCUGGCCAUGGCGGUGGAGACCAGCCUGCUGCCUCCCAGGAUGGUGUGUCAGGCUCUGGUCAGCUCUGACACUCUGGAGUGGGAGAGGACUCAGCUCUGGGCUCUGACCUUCAAACUCAUCCGCAAAAUCAUCGGAGGAGUCGACUACAAGGGCGUGAGGGAUCUGCUGAAGGCCGUGUUGGACAAGAUUCAGACCGUCCCAAACUUCAUGAGCUCGGCUGUGGUCCAGCAGCUGCUCGCAGCUCGAGAAGUGGUGGAGUACAUACUGGACCGCAACGCCUGUCUGCUGCCGGCGUACUUCGCUGUGACGGAGAUCAGGAAGCUGUAUCCGGAGGGCACGCUCUCACACUGGCUGUUGGGCAGCCUGAUAUCUGACUUUGUAGAUAGUUUCAGACCGACUGCCCGUAUUAACUCCAUCUGCGGUCGCUGCAGUCUUCUGCCAGUGGUUAAUAAUUCUGGGGCUAUCUGUAACUCGUGGAAACUGGACCCGAGCACUCUGCGCUUCCCGCUGAGGGGCAUGCUGCCCUAUGAUAAGGACCUGUUCGAGCCGCAGACGGGUCUGCUGAGGUAUGUGCUGGAGCAGCCGUACUCCAGAGACAUGGUGUGCAACAUGCUCGGCCUCAACAAACAGACCUUGAACAUUGCUCAGCACAAGCAGAGGUGUCCGGUUCUGGAGGACCAGCUGGUGGAUCUGGUGGUGUACGCCAUGGAGCGGUCCGAGACGGAGGAGCAGUUCGACGACGGCGGCACCAGUCAGCUCCUGUGGCAGCACCUCUCCAGCCAGCUCAUCUUCUUCGUUCUGUUCCAGUUCGCUAGCUUCCCUCACAUGGUGCUGUCGCUACAUCAGAAGCUGGCCGGUCGGGGUUUGAUCAAAGGCAGGGAUCACCUGAUGUGGGUGCUCCUGCAGUUCAUCUCAGGAAGUAUUCAGAAGAACGCUCUGGCUGACUUCCUGCCCGUCAUGAAGCUGUUUGACCUGCUGUACCCCGAGAAAGAGUGUAUCCCAGUCCCGGACAUCAACAAGCCUCAGUCCACGCACGCCUUCGCAAUGACCUGCAUCUGGAUUCACCUGAACCGCAAAGCUCAGAACGACAACUCCAAGCUCCAGAUCCCCAUCCCACACUCGCUCAAGCUGCACCACGAGUUUCUCCAGCAGAGUCUGCGCAAUAAGAGUCUGCCCAUGACCGACUAUAAGAUCGCUCUGCUGUGUAACGCGUACUCCACAAACUCCGAGUGCUUCACGCUGCCCAUGGGUGUGCUGGUGGAGACCAUCUACGGUAACGGCAGCAUGCGCAUCACUCUGCCCGGCACCAACUGCAUGGCGUCCGGCUCGGUCACGCCUUUACCCAUGAACCUGCUGGACUCCCUCACUGUCCACGCUAAGAUGAGCUUGAUCCACAGCAUUGCAACCCGUGUCAUUAAACUGGCCCACGCCAAGUCUAGUCUAGCCCUGGCCCCAGCCUUGGUGGAGACGUACAGCCGACUGCUGGUCUACAUGGAGAUCGAGUCCCUCGGCAUUAAGGGCUUCAUCAGUCAGCUUCUGCCGAACGUGUUCAAGUCGCACGCGUGGGGGAUUCUUCACACGCUGCUGGAGAUGUUCAGUUACCGCAUGCACCACAUUCAGCCUCAUUACCGCGUGCAGCUCCUGUCACACCUUCACUCGCUCGCCGCCGUUCCACAGACCAAUCAGAACCAGCUGCACCUCUGUGUCGAGAGUACCGCUCUGAGGUUGAUCACGGCUCUGGGGAGUUCAGAGGUUCAGCCGCAGUUCACACGUUUCCUCAAUGACCCUAAAACUGUGCUGUCUGCCGAGUCAGAGGAGCUGAACCGAGCGCUGAUCCUCACCCUGGCUCGAGCCACACACGUCACAGAUUUCUUCACUGGCUCGGACUCCAUUCAGGGCACCUGGUGUAAGGACAUCCUGCAGACCAUCAUGAACUUCACACCUCAUAACUGGGCCUCUCACACGCUCAGCUGUUUCCCUGCUCCGCUGCAGGCGUUCUUCAAGCAGAAUAACGUUCCACAGGAGAGCCGUUUUAACCUGAAGAAGAACGUGGAGGAGGAGUACAGGAAGUGGAAGUCUAUGACCGUUGAGAACGACAUCAUCACACACUUCUCCAUGCAGGGCUCGCCGCCCCUCUUCCUGUGUCUGCUGUGGAAGAUGCUGCUGGAGACGGACCACAUCAACCAGAUCGGCUUCAGGGUGCUGGAGCGCAUCGGGGCGCGGGCUCUGGUGGCCCACGUGCGGACGUUUGCAGACUUCCUGGUGUACGAGUUCAGCACGUCUGCAGGAGGACAGCAGCUCAACAAGUGCAUCGAGAUCCUCAACGACAUGGUGUGGAAGUACAACAUCGUGACGCUGGACAGACUCAUCCUGUGCCUGGCGAUGAGGAGUCACGAGGGGAACGAGGCUCAGGUCUGCUACUUCAUCAUCCAGCUCCUCCUCCUCAAACCCAACGACUUCCGCAACCGCGUCGGUGAUUUCGUGAAGGAGAACGCUCCCGAACACUGGCUGCAGAGCGACUGGCACACCAAACACAUGACCUACCACAAGAAGUAUCCAGAGAAGCUGUACUUCGAAGGUCUGGCAGAGCAGGUCAACCCUCCCAUUCAGCAGCCCUUACAGUACCUGCCCAUCUACUUCGGUAACGUGUGUCUGCGCUUCCUUCCUGUGUUCGACAUCGUCAUCCAUCGCUUCCUGGAGCUGCUGCCUGUGUCCAAGUCUCUGGAGACGCUGCUCGAUCACCUGGGGGGGCUCUACAAGUUCCAUGAUCGUCCGGUGACGUACCUGUACAACACGCUGCACUAUUACGAGAGACACCUGCGAGAUCGCACCAACCUGAAGAGGAAGCUGGUGCACGCCAUCAUGAGCUCGCUCAAAGACAACCGCACGCCUGGCUGGUGUCUCAGCGAGACCUACCUGAAGUGUGGCAUGAACCCCCGGGAAGACAGCGUCUGGAUCCCCGACGACACGUACUACUGCAAACUCAUCGGGCGGCUCGUGGAUACCAUGGCCGGUAAAUCUCCAGGGCCGUUCCCCAACUGUGACUGGAGGUUUAACGAGUUUCCAAACCCGGCCGCACACGCGCUGCACGUCACCUGUGUGGAGCUGAUGGCUCUGGCCGUGCCGGGGAAAGACGUGGGCAACGCUCUGCUCAAUGUCGUGCUCAAGAGUCAGCCGCUGGUUCCUCGGGAGAACAUCACGGCGUGGAUGAAUGCUAUCGGCCUGGUCAUCACAGCCCUGCCUGAGCCGUACUGGAUCGUGCUUCACGACCGUAUCGUGAGUGUGAUCAGCAGUGCGGUUCUGAGUUCGGAGACGGAGUGGGUGGGUUACCCGUUCCAGCUGCUGGACUUCACCGCCUGUCACCGCUCGUACUCAGAGAUGCACUGCAGCUAUAUUCUGGCGCUGGCUCACGCCGUCUGGCAUCACUCCAGCAUCGGACAGCUGUCCCUCAUACCCAAGUUCCUCUCGGAGGUGCUGAAGCCCAUCGUGAAGAGCUGAAUGCCCAUCGUUGAAACGGAGUUCCAGCUGCUGUACGUGUAAUCACCCUGGUGGGGUCCCUUUUUCUGCAGCGCUUCCAGGCAGGAUAGGACGAGAUGCCUCUCUCAGAUUGGAGUGGCGUUUUAUGAGAUGCUUCAGGCUGUGGACCAGCACAGUAAACACCUGGCCUACAUGGACCCCAUCUGUGACUUCCUGUACCACAUCAAAUACAUGUUUACUGGAGACAGCGUCAAAGACCAGGUGGAGAGGAUCAUCUGUUCUCUGAGGCCGGCGAUGCGUCUCCGUCUGCGCUUCAUCACUCACAUCAGUAAGAUGGAGCCUGCGGCAGCAGCCUCCGUCCCUCAGUCCAGCAGCGUCUCGUCCCCCGUGGCCCCCAGCAUCCCUCUGUCUGUGUCCCAGUGAGCUCUGGACGCACCGCUGCUGGUCUCCAGACCGCGCUCAGGACACACAGUAUGAAGAUCAUGUCACAUGAGCUGUGUUUUACGUGCCAGGCUUUGAUUCUGUUUGAAAACCAGCACAAACUUCCAGCGCCUGCCUUAUUUAGACGGAGGAAUGAGCCUGAUGGGGUGGUGUUUAUCAUCAAGACUUUUUCCUGAAGCCUUCAGCUUGGACUUUGAUAGAGUAGGUUUUUUAUGUUUUGUUUUUGCAUUUAGCCAUGUCUCUUUUUUUUUUUUUUUCCGUUUGUAUUAAAGACUAAUCAUGUGUUAA
Messenger RNA from Cyprinus carpio (common carp), 4663 nucleotides. Its product is annotated as mediator of RNA polymerase II transcription subunit 23. The record is from RefSeq and is a predicted model, not a curated record. Gene Ontology annotation, biological process: regulation of transcription by RNA polymerase II; positive regulation of gene expression. Gene Ontology annotation, cellular component: mediator complex; transcription regulator complex. Lineage: Eukaryota; Metazoa; Chordata; Actinopteri; Cypriniformes; Cyprinidae.